This is a messenger RNA of Verticillium alfalfae VaMs.102, 1007 nucleotides long. RefSeq lists its product as hypothetical. The record is from RefSeq and is a predicted model, not a curated record. The annotation marks the transcript as partial. NCBI's taxonomy places the organism in Eukaryota, Fungi, Ascomycota, Sordariomycetes, Glomerellales, Plectosphaerellaceae. Gene Ontology annotation, cellular component: COG complex. The transcript has a single exon. Gene Ontology annotation, biological process: cytoplasm to vacuole targeting by the Cvt pathway; intra-Golgi vesicle-mediated transport.
GGGUUUGGUGAUCGCGUUCACUUAGCAUGGCUGAUCUUCUUCUGGACCUCUUGGACGCUGAGCGUACUGAUCCUCAGGCUCACUCCAGUCGCGCCAACAAUCUCACAGCCCUCGCAACCAAACUCCAAUACCUUGAGCACUUGGCUGAACAGUCCCAAGCAUCACUGUUGUCUGCAGAGCCGCAGAGUUUAGCCCACUCAUCCCACUCGCUGCUACUCUCCCUUCAAGACAUAUCGAAAAGAUCCCACAAGACAGUGGUUGACUCGGCGAGCUGCCAUGCCACUCUGGAAAGAGCGCUCCCAAGGCUUAUGAAGGGCACAACACAGCUGCAAAACGCCAUCCCGAAAGUCGACUCUGAAGCCCUUCAUUUCUCCUCAACGUAUAGCAAAGCCAGCGAUAACAACAAUUUGCUUCGAAGACGCCGCGCCCUUUUACUGCUCAAUAAUGUUGAACGACUUGUUGACGUCCUAGAGCUCCCCGCAUUGCUUUCCUCGGCCAUCACAGCGGUACCACCGAACUAUGCCACUGCUCUUGACUUGAACGGCCAUAUCAGACGACUGAAUCUGCUGCAUCCUGAGUCUCCUUUGAUUGCAUCCGUCUACUGCCAGGCGAGCGAAGCGAUAGACCGCCUCACAGCGGAUCUGAUUGCUACACUAAAGGCCCCCGGCCUUAAACUAGCCACGGCUUUGCGGACUGUGAGCUGGCUUAGGAGAGUUCUUCCUGAUUUUGAUGGCGAUUCCAGCACCGGACGCAACAUCCAGGAGCGAAGCUUGUCAUUUCUGUUUCUUCGUUGCCGCCUCGCAACCCUAGCAACCACUCUCGACGCGCUGCUUCCACUUCAGGAGUUAGCUAACGAGGAAAAGGCUAGGCAGUCUAGCUCGCGUAACGCACAGAGCUGGUCUGGCGGUCAGCAAACAGAACGAUUCCUAAAGCGCUAUGUCGAGAUAUUCCGCGAGCAAAGCUUCAGCAUUGUAUCGAUGUUCAAAAGCAUAUUCGGUUCACCAGCA